AUGGCUCAGUGCUCCUGCUCGCAUCAAAAUCCAGAAUCCCCAUCGGCACCUGACAAGACCCAGAUGAUUCCGGUCAACGGUGCCAAUGGCGUGAAUGGUGCCAGUGCCAACGGUGUCAACGGACACGUCCACCCUAGUGAAUUACAGCGGAGGAAUCCGUAUGGACCCCGCGCAUCAGAUUUUUUAAGCAACAUAUCGAAUUUCUCCAUCAUCGAGAGCACUCUUCGAGAGGGCGAGCAAUUUGCUAACGCCUUCUUCGACACCAAGACAAAAAUCGCUAUCGCAAAGGCUCUUGAUGCAUUCGGUGUCGAGUACAUCGAGCUCACCUCCCCCGCCGCAUCUGAGCAGUCGCGCGCUGAUUGCGAGGCAAUCUGCAAGCUCGGUCUCAAGGCCAAGAUUCUUACCCACAUUCGAUGCCACAUGGACGAUGCUCGCAUCGCUGUCGAGACUGGUGUCGAUGGUGUCGAUGUCGUGAUUGGCACAUCUUCAUUCUUGCGCGAAUUCUCCCACGGAAAGGACAUGACGUACAUUACUAAGACUGCCAUCGAAGUUAUCACCUUCGUCAAGUCUAAGGGCAUUGAAGUCCGCUUCUCUUCAGAAGAUUCCUUCCGCUCCGACCUUGUCGAUCUGCUUUCCAUAUACCAGACCGUCGACAAGAUCGGUGUCAACCGUGUAGGUAUAGCCGACACCGUUGGAUGCGCGAACCCCAGGCAAGUUUACGAUCUCGUCCGUACCCUCCGCGGCGUGGUUGGUUGUGAUAUUGAGAUUCACUUGCACAAUGACACCGGCAUGGCAAUCGCUAAUGCUUAUUGCGCGUUGGAGGCUGGUGCAACACACAUCGAUACCUCCGUCCUUGGCAUUGGCGAGCGUGUCGGUAUCACGCCACUUGGCGGUCUCGUAGCAUGCCUGUACGCUGCCAACCCUGAAUACGUCAAGGCCAAGUACAACCUCCCCAUGCUGCGCGAGAUUGAAAACCUCGUCGCAGAGGCAGUAGAGGUCAACGUGCCUUUCAUGAACCCGAUCACCGGCUACUGUGCUUUCACGCACAAGGCUGGUAUCCACGCCAAGGCGAUUUUGAACAACCCCAGCACAUACGAGAUUUUGAAGCCCGAAGACUUUGGUCUCACCCGAUACGUGUCGAUCGGACAUCGUCUCACUGGCUGGAACGCUGUCAAGUCAAGAGUCGAGCAGCUCGGACUCAACCUCACCGACGAAGAGGUCAAGGAUGCAACUGCCAAGAUUAAGGAGCUCGCUGAUGUCCGUACGCAAUCUAUGGACGAUGUUGACUCCCUGUUGCGUGUAUACCACUCCGGCAUCCAGUCUGGAGAACUCGCAGUCGGUCAAAAGGAGGCGCUUGACCGAUUGCUUCAGCAGCAUCGCGAGUCCUCGAGAGAACGUCAGCAGCCAGAGGCUGUUGCUGCAGCAGCAUAA
This is a messenger RNA of Suillus clintonianus, 1431 nucleotides long. RefSeq names its product HMGL-like-domain-containing protein. Gene Ontology annotation, molecular function: homocitrate synthase activity. The record is from RefSeq and is a predicted model, not a curated record. The transcript is spliced from 6 exons. Gene Ontology annotation, cellular component: mitochondrion. Bases 1 to 1431 code for a protein of 476 amino acids. NCBI's taxonomy places the organism in Eukaryota, Fungi, Basidiomycota, Agaricomycetes, Boletales, Suillaceae.